AUGGCGGGGCAGUACAGGAAACGAGCAAACGAGCAAGGCAUCACUGGCUGGGUAAAGAACAUCCCAAACAACAAGGUCGAGGGUGAAGCCCAAGGGGACGAGAAAGCACUGGAUGCGUUUCUCAAGGACGUCGACAAGGGUCCCAAGGGCGCUCACGUCGUGAAGCUUGACAAGGAGGAUCGCGAUGUGGUCCAGGGAGAGGCCGGCUUUGAUGUUCACCGUUGA
Messenger RNA from Pyricularia pennisetigena, 225 nucleotides. RefSeq lists its product as uncharacterized. The transcript has 3 exons. Lineage: Eukaryota; Fungi; Ascomycota; Sordariomycetes; Magnaporthales; Pyriculariaceae. The record is from RefSeq and is a predicted model, not a curated record. Bases 1 to 225 code for a protein of 74 amino acids.